Fusarium poae is the source of this 579-nucleotide messenger RNA. RefSeq lists its product as uncharacterized. NCBI's taxonomy places the organism in Eukaryota, Fungi, Ascomycota, Sordariomycetes, Hypocreales, Nectriaceae. The transcript is spliced from 2 exons. The record is from RefSeq and is a predicted model, not a curated record. The coding region runs from base 1 to 579 and encodes 192 amino acids.
AUGAUGGCCGAAACAAAGCUUGAUUACCAGUGUAUUCAUAGACUGAUUAUCGAAAAUCCUUGGUUCUGCAAGAAUCCUCUCUAUUGGACCGCCCAGCAUCUUGAUCUCCUCAACAUUCGCUUCCGACGCAUGGAUGCCCUCCCCGAAGUUCGAGAGUACCAUGAAGCCAAGGAAGACGAACCCCUCUAUCAGUUGUCUCAGCUUUAUCAAAAGAGCAUCACUUCGGCAUCCAAAAGCGCUGCCUUUUUUAAGAUUCUUGAUCUGAUGGACACCAAGCUGUCGCAUUAUCCUGAGGAAAAGGCUGUCUUCAUGUUUGAUACUAAAGACGUCCACGUCUCUGACUGCUACAUUUACCAUUACGGCUCUCCCGCCCUGUGCGAAGUUCCCAUUGUUGGCUACUUCCACUACGACGACGUAAAGUGGGCUCGCCUCAAGAACAUUCGACCUCAGAGCAACCCCGGCGACGGCGGAAACCCUCCCAUGGCUCGAGUCUGUCGUAUUCGACUUCGCAACGUCACUCCCCCUGAGUGGUCUGAGGAUCCUUACCUCGUCGGUCUGAUUCUGUCCCUGGCCCAGUAG